AUGGAUGGCUUCGACAAACUGGAGGAAAUAUCACUACUAUCAAAGGACAAAUUCUACAGCAGACUAAACAACGAAGGUGUCAGCGUUGCGGACUACGAAAGAGCAUGCAAUGUAUGGAAAACCUUCAACAUGCAAACAAUGAGGGAUUACCACGACCUGAACCUGAAAACAGACGUGCUGCUGCUAGUCGACGUCAUGGAAAAUUUCAGAAACAUCUGCAAAACAAACUACGGGUUGGAUCCAAUGUGGUAUUACACAGCACCCGGACUUGCUUGGGACGCUGCGCCGAAGUUAACCGGAGUUGAACUGGAACUAAUAUCCGAUCCCGACAUGUACCCGAUGGUUGAAAGCGGAAUCAGAG
Messenger RNA from Paramuricea clavata, 361 nucleotides. The record is from the annotation of a GenBank genome assembly. NCBI's taxonomy places the organism in Eukaryota, Metazoa, Cnidaria, Anthozoa, Malacalcyonacea, Plexauridae.